This is a messenger RNA of Poeciliopsis prolifica (blackstripe livebearer), 1797 nucleotides long. RefSeq names its product G-protein coupled receptor 35 b (gene gpr35b). NCBI's taxonomy places the organism in Eukaryota, Metazoa, Chordata, Actinopteri, Cyprinodontiformes, Poeciliidae. Gene Ontology annotation, biological process: positive regulation of Rho protein signal transduction; phospholipase C-activating G protein-coupled receptor signaling pathway. Gene Ontology annotation, cellular component: membrane. The record is from RefSeq and is a predicted model, not a curated record. Gene Ontology annotation, molecular function: G protein-coupled receptor activity.
AAUCCACAGAAGUCUCAGGUGAAGUUCAAAAUGUCCUCCAACGAGAGCAUAACCACGAUUGCAAGCAGCAACACCACCGAUUCAUGCGUCAACAGCAUCCUGGAGGGUUUGGGUUACAGUCUUGUGUUUCUCCUCGGUCUCGUCGUCAACGGUGCUGCUCUGUGGGCCUUCGUCGCAAAGCGGGCCUCCUGGACGACACACGUCUACAUGCUGAACCUGGCUCUGGCUGAUUUUACCCUGGUCCUUUUCCUUCCCUUCAGGAUUUACGACGCCUUUUUCUGCCUGCCUAAAACUUUGCUCUGCAGUUUCCUAAUUUUUAUUCACUUCAUCAACAUGUACGCCAGCAUCCUGACCACGACAGCCAUCAGCGUGCACCGCUACCUCACCAUCAAGUUCCCACUGCAGGCCAGAUCAUGGAAGAGGAGGAAGGAGGCGGCUGUCGCCGUCUGCUUGCUCAUCUGGGUGGUUUUAGUUUCAAUUGCUGUUGUUUUUCGCAACGAUAACCAUCCUGAAAAACUCUGGACAUGCUAUGAAAGAUGUAAAAAUAAGAGAAUCCGUCGACAAUUUACCUGGCUUCUGUUGUCUCUCGGCUACCUGGCUCCUCUGCUGAUAAUUGUGUUCUGUUCCAGUCAGAUCAUCUGUAUUUUGGGAAAAGAGCAAAACAAGUCGGAGGAAAGAAAAAGUAUUGUUGAUAUAAUAAAAGCAAACAUGAUGGUGUUUCUUGUCUGCUACACACCAAUCCACAUUGCGCAUGUAGUAAGUUUACUCUACGAGGUUCCACUAAACUGGAAGUCCAUAUAUCUACCAAGCCAUAAGUUUUUACAAGUGUCUGAAUGGAUCGCCUCCACAAACUGCUGCUUUGAUUCCAUCAGCUACUAUUUUUUAUUAAAGAGGUUUUACACUCAGCGAACCUUAGAGCUGUAGGGUUAAGGCUAAGAAAACUAAGACAGAGGAGCAAGACGUUCAUUUCUGACUAAAUCCCAUUCUGUAGUUGCAUUGGAGGGUUUAUCUUUCCCUGCUGUCAGAGCCAGCCCAAUGUUUAUUCAAGUUCCAAAAUACUUUAUUGAUCCCAAAGGUAUAUCAAAUUAAAAGAGUUUAGCAAAGCAACCUUUGUGUUUCACUUUCAGAUACGCCCAGCAUUCACCACAUGACCACUGAUCUUCUGAUUUGGUAUUUGUUCAGUUGUUUUGAAUUCAACUUGUUUUAUAGUUUCUAACUGUAUAAAAAGAUAUGGGAAAGUUGUGUUGUAUUUCAAGUGCUGAAAUGAAUAAAUGUUAUGAUAUUUCAGUUUAGUAACUCCCAUAUGUCAGCUCAGAUGUCAGCGACAAUUAAAGUAAAAUAUUUUUUACGAGCUUAAUUAAUUUUUCUCCAUUUUUACAUUUGGUUCCUUUUUGUUUUUAGGCAACAAAACAAAUAAACAAAUAAACUGCCUUGUGUCAUCUGUGACUGUGACUGUUCAGUUCCUUUUUUUAAGAUUCUUGAUGUUGAAGAUUGGGUUCUGCUUCAAACAUGAACUAAAAUAUACCACACAGGAAACUUAAAACCCACACAUGCAGCUAGCUACAAAAAGAGCUGAGCUUGUGCAGAUAAGACUUACUUUUGGAAAAAUGAUAAUGAAAUUCUUUGUAUUUGCAAAGUCAAACAAGUUGGCAACUGAGAGUACAGAUCAGUUUGCAAGUUUACUUUUAUCUUGAAUUGAUUUGUUUCUACAUGAGUUGGAUUUGAAUCAAAUUGCACCUUUUUAUAAUUUGCUCUUUAGCUGUUGUGUGCUUGUGAAGUACAUUUAAUUUGAUGUGC